AUGACAAAGAAAAAACCCUCGCCGCAAAAUCGCAUCUGGGAAAAGGAACGUCGUGAGCGACUCAACAAAACAUUCGAAGAUCUUCAGCGACUUCUGCCCGACAAUGAGCCAACGUCGACGCUUAGUAAAGUGGAAAUUCUCCAGCGGGCAAUCGAGCUCAUUGGUAAACUACAAAAAAAGAUUAAGGAUCUUGUGGAAGUGUGUAACGAUCCCUUGAAAGAGCAUGUAAAGGAGCAGGAACACCGCCUGAAGCGUUUAUUGGCAAGGAAUGAGGAGCUCGCAGAUUUAUUGCGGAAAGCCAAAAUAAACAUCCCGCCCUGCAAGUAUACGAUAGUGGAAGAGGAGCUCCAGCGAGAAAAUGAGGAAAAAGAGAACGGCAAUAGACACAAGAAGGCGGAACCGAAGCAACGUCGCUCGGGGGCUUCUCCUAAAAAACAACCUGUGAUACAAAAGAAACCUCCGCCCGGUGAGGCGGUGUCGGAGGGGCUAGCUAUAAGUGCCGGAAACAGUAUUUCAACAACUAACUCCACUGAGUGCGGCGUUGUUAGUAGUUCCUACUCCAGCAACAUACAAUCUACGCCUUGCCCAUCUGCCCUAAGGCACAUAAAUGGUACCGGUGGUGGGAAUAAUGUAAAUGUCACACCAGCUCUCCUUCCAACACCGAUAAUGACCACGAGCGUGUUGAUAUCGAAUAACGGAAAUCUAGUGCAGGUGCCGAUCGUCGCACCGCCCUCGUCCCUUUUAAUCGUUGGUAACGAGGAUGUUCGAGCGAAAAUUAAUUUAAAAAAUCCUCCACUCGAUGGAGCCCCGUCGAGGUUUAGGGGUAGGCGGGGAAAGUUCGCAAUAAAAUCGAUUGACCUCAUCCCAGGCCGGAUAGUGAACGGUAAAAUUCCGAUUCCACCGCUGAGGCGUAGUAUGAAUGAAGCUUCCAAAAUACCUAGAUUGAAGCGGAAAAAAUCGCUCGAAAAGUUCAAGAAACCACGGAGAGCUAGUUUGGAAGCUAAAAAGCAAAAGAAUGACGGCCCACCAAACGCUAAAUAUGCGAAACUUGAGACAGUUGAAAAGCAUAGUAAUGAGAGCCAAUUGAACAGUAAUCAACCGCAACCGAAAGGACAUGAAGGACCGUUCGUUACGGAAGCGAAUCACCCGUGUGCGGGAUCGGACAAUACUAAUAACGUUCCAAAAGAGCGACAAACCAAUGUCGUUCCGAUCGUUAACGAGCAACACGAAACGCAUAUGGAUAUAAACCUGAAUCAUACGGAUCUAUCGGAGGACAUCUUCGCCAAUCUGCAAGUCCCUGACGAAAACAAUACUCAUGGGAAUAAUGACGAUGGCACGUUAUCUCCAACAGCGGCGUAUCUUAUGAACUUCCCGCUUGUGGCUGGUGGAGGCAAAGCAGCAGCAAAUCAUGUAGAAGCUGGCGAAACGGAUGAAUGUCACGAUGGGACCACUACCGACCAGCACAUUUCGAAAACGGAUCCUUCAGUUAAUCUACAAACGAUCGGAGGCACGGAUAGCGGUAACAUGUUGUUGGACAAUUUCUCUUCCUUCUUCAAUUACGGUCACAUUGAUGCGAUGGGAGGAACAAAUGCGUCUUCAGUGUUACCAGACAUUUCAAGUUUGCCCCCUUUGCCGGCAUCAACAACAAGCGCGGCGAUGGUGCCCACAACGACAAUCACAACGGUCGCUUCGUCAGCGAAGGAUAAUGGUGGUUUUUCAAAUUUUCCAACCAUUUAUCAGUCCAUCGACAAUAUGCUCGAGCAUCGCCCUGCUCCAAUAAAUCGUCCGGUGAUCGGAUCAGGCAACAGAUCUCUCGCACCGGAACCAGAUUUCUCCGACUGUGGAACGUUCACCUUCACGCUAACGUCCAGCACCUGCACCGCACCUACGACGGUACAGUCCACUAUCGCUGCAAAUCAUUACUACGGUGGUACAUGUGGUCCUCUUAACCCUGUGAAAUCCGUCGUAGUGGAUGAUUUCAGCACGCCAUUGAAACCAUCAAUUGAGUUUACUUUUUCGCUAACCAGUACAACGGCUUCACAACCAAGAACGGUUCAGUCGCAGUACACCAACAGCACGAUUCUAGCGACCACGAUGACCACGCCGUCUUACGACACGUACGGAUAUUAUCAUAAAAAUGUGUCCAAACCUAGCAACUAUUGCGCAUCGUUCAAUGUGCUCGAUCCGCUGCUAGCCACGGAAAAACCAGCGACCAGCUUCACUUUCAGCUUGACUUCAUCCACGAAAACGGAACCAUCUUACGCGCAGUCGUCCCUGGUGACAGUGUCUACAAAUACGACGCAAACCUGCGAGGCGGCACCGAAGUUGGCCACCAAACACCAUCAACCAACUCAACCGUUGGUGGGUUGCGUUCAACCUAAGCAAGAGUCGGUUCAAAAAACGGUAAAAGCAACGUACAAGCCUGCCGGUGCUAGUACAUCAUACGAUACGCUCCCGAAUGCGUUACCACAGCAGAAUCAAUUACAAUCCCAUCAGCAAACUUCGUCCUCUGUGGCGUCGUCGACGAAUCAGCAUCCAUCGAAGUACGACGUGUCCUGGAUGGCUGCUGGAACGCACAAUGGACAUUCGGUAUCCUCGUCGCAAAGCAACCAGCAGCAGCAACAGCAGCAGCAAAUGUACGAUCUGGUUCAACCGCAAAUCAUUCCCUCUCUCGAUUUCCCUCCGGCAACGGGUUACGCUUCGUCAAACAACUACAAGUCGGACAUAUUCUUCGCUCAUCCACCGGGAGAAGAUCACAACCUGACGUGGUCCUCUCCCAGCAAGCUGUCGAACAUACUGAACGAUAGCUCAUCACCGUACUUCCCUCCCGUGACGUUACCUAACCUAAACGGAGAUUUGGCGCUGAAUACUUCCGGCAGCGGAAGUGCACUUGGUGCUGGGGGCAACAACACCACGAACAGAAGCAGUACGACGGUUGCAAGUUGCAAGAUCGCUUCAAAUCAUUCCAAGAAGAACCCAAGCGGAACCUCCAUUGCCCAGAGUGGUGCUGGUGCGGUUCAGAACGAAUCAACAACCGGUAGCAGUUUCCUUUCCGUCAGCCAGCUCGUGAACGAACCGUCUAAAUCCGUCUCCUGUAACAGCAACAUUGCUGCUGGAAGUGGCGGUAACAGUUCCUGUCAGCAGAAACCAGUGAACAACAACUAUUCCGCUGAGGCACUGAUAAGCAACACGCACAAUUCCCAAUCGGCCCAUUCGUCUGUAGGAUACGAUAACGGACGAAAGGAUAAAUUGUUUGAUUAUGGAAGUGCGCCAUUGGACGGUGUAGCUCCGUGUACGUCGAGCGCCUUAACGUUCAACUUCGACACGUACGGCAGCUCGUGCGGGAUGGAUUACAAUAAGGGAUACAAUUUUGGAAACCAGCAAAAUGGGUACGUUUCCUCGUUCGGAGAAACAGGAUACACCGUCCCGUUGGGGGCGUCUAGUUGCGUUGGGUCCAACACAGCCGGAUCUUCUGGGCUGCCGUACUACGGAAAAACGGCUUCUUCACAAGCGUACUACAACCAACCGAGUUCGGGAGGCAUGCUGGCAGAAACGAGUUCCACAACUGUGGCAAAUUCAACCCAUCCACAACCGGCUGCGGGUUGUGCUCCUGUAGCACAAGAUUUUACGCCCUACUAUCUGUCAUCUUUUGCCGAGAAGUGUCUUCCUGGCAAACAGUAUCAUCCCGCAUCGCAAAUUACUUCCUCGGAACAGUCCGUUUUGAAGCCCAGAAAAGGCCACAAAUCAAACCCAGUUGUGCCCGUUGUGGACUACGUUUUUCCACCCCCGGUAACUUCAGCCACCGUUGCAACGGGAACGCUAAAUGCCUCCUCGAAUUACAGCUAUACGACGAUAGGUAAUGUUCCAAACACACCAACGCUCGGUACCACCGGAUCGACGACUCAGAUAGAUCCUUUAGCGUAUGGCAACUAUCAUCCACAUUCCCAUCAUCAUCAUCAUCAUAACCUGGAGCAGCCACAGCAACGAGUGUCCAACCAGCAGUAUGGAGAGGUGGCAUCGGAAUCCUUCAACACGCAUUCUUCAGGAACGACUCCUCGGAAAGCGACCACCUCGUCGUCUAGCUAUAAUUACGUACAAUAUUCUUCAUCAGCGGCAGGAUUCAACUCGGCCAAGACGGAAAAACCCCUCACACAAACCGUCCACCAUCAUAGCGGUCACCAUCAUCAACAGUCGGGGUAUACUCCAGCUGCCGGGAAUAAUUCCCAUCAUUUAGAUCUUUCCUCGUGCAUCAAUACAGCUCCUGCGGCUGGUUUCGCAAACCUAGAACCUGCAUCGGUUCCUCAAAGUUCCGUUAUCCACGCACAGACGCCAGUGUCUCAUAAUGCACACCACUAUCGAGAACUUCAGUCCCAUCAGCAAGGACAUCAUAAUCAUCAUCACCACCAGUACCAGCAGCCGCACUCUCAGCACCCACAGCACUCGGAUGCGUUGCAAUCCUCGAACUCAGCGAUAGCUACAACGGCUGGAAAUGGUUCUGCAUCGAAUUCCGCCACCGGAAGCAGUGGAACGAUAACGAACUUCAACCUGAGCACGAUUUGUCCCGAGAUCAACGAAAAAACGGGUCGCUCGAGAGAUGGUCCGGCAGCUGCGGGACCACCAACAGUUGCUCCUAGUAGUGUCGCUUCGAUCAUGACCCAUUGGUGAAGAUAUCCUUUAGACUAGGUUCGUGAAAAGUCGCUAGAAAAGUUCACCUGUGUGUGGUGGAUGUGUUAAGGAAACUGUGCCGAUGGAUGGGUUCAUCGAAUAGGUAGAUUAAUUCUAAAGCAAAAUACCCAAAAGAAGGUUGUGGUAUCCUUGGCAAGUAUCUUGAGCGUCGGUCACAGCAUCGGUUGCGUUAUGUACAAUCCCC
Messenger RNA from Anopheles nili, 4870 nucleotides. RefSeq lists its product as uncharacterized. The record is from RefSeq and is a predicted model, not a curated record. The transcript is spliced from 4 exons. Lineage: Eukaryota; Metazoa; Arthropoda; Insecta; Diptera; Culicidae. Gene Ontology annotation, molecular function: protein dimerization activity. The coding region runs from base 1 to 4665 and encodes 1554 amino acids.